AUGGCGCCUGUUGGACCCAUCGUUCAGCAAAAUGUCGCCCACAAAGUGAAGCGGCCUAUACCUCCUGGGAUUCAGACGAACGGCGCGAUAACACCCUCAAAAUCAUCUCCAUCUCCAUCAAUGUCCGCUAAGAAGCCACCGCACUCGGCCAGCGACAGGGCGAUCACUGCAUCAUCCGUCCGACCUGUCAACCGAGCCCGACGAGAAACAGCAUCGCAAAUGCAAGGCCGGCACUCUAGGAACAGUGCUGGUCUGCGGUCAGCGUCUAUGGUGGCGGAUCAAAUAGCCCACGACGCGGAACCUCGGCCAUAUGAUUCAUAUAUCUUGAACAAGUUCGCCGGUCAACCUCCUUCCCUAAUCAUCCAUUUACAUCCCACGCAUUUUCGAUUCGACAACCAGGAUGGCAUGUUCUCAUACAAAUCGCCUAUGAAAAUCUUCCUCGAACAUAUCAAAGCCCGGACUGUCCCACAUGACCUUCUACCAUACUUUAAUGAAGCUGGUGUGCCAUUUUACGAUGGGUGCCUCAUAGUUCAGAUCCACGAUCAUAAAUCUCUUGCCCAAGCCAAGGAUAUUGCCAAACCAAAAUCAGCAAAGGGAUCUGCGGUGUUAUCAUCCAUCCAUAACUACAAUCAAUGGCUUACACCGUCCCCUAAUGUUCCUUUUCCUCAGGAAAGCUCGUCCACUGCAGACGGGAAGGCGAAGGCGGGCAACACGGCAGAAAAGGAAAACUCCCCUAUGCCGCCACCGGAGGACCAAAAAGAAAAGUCUAAAAAGCCUGCUGUCUACACUAUCGUUCUCCAUCAAACACCGGAAAGCUUACAGACGGAUUUGUUCAUAAAAGCUUCUACCCCUCACGGAAUGAAUGACGUGUCAGGUCAACCACCUUCGACACCUAUGUCCCUGGUUCCACCAACACCAACUGCUGCCACCAUGCCACCACCGGCGAAGCGCCAGAAGCGCGAAAAGACAGAACUCGACGGUAGCAAUAUACACGAGGCAGAGGGUCAGAUUCUGUUGGCCACAAACGCGCCCUUAGUACUUCAGCCCACAAGGACAAUAGAAGAAAACAUCCUUCUGCUUGAAGCAAUGAGGCAUCCCAAGCACUCACAUGCCCCUCCACAGCCAAAGACUCGUAAGCGAACUCGUGCAGAGAUGGCCGCAUACGAAGCCCAGGCUGCAGGUGCAGAACGAUUCAUGCUUGUUGCGGACCCACGUGCAGCAUCCAGUGCGAACGGGGCCCAGAACGGUGGUACAGCGGACGUGGAUGCUUCAACUGGUGCAUCCACAUUUGAGCCAAGAUUUGAGCGCUUCAAGGUUCUCGACGAGAUCAAAGCGAAACACAACGAAAAGAAGGAGCAAGAGAAGGCCAAGCAGCAAGAGGCGGAUCGGAAGCUGCAGCAACAGAGAGCGCAAAUGCAGCAAGAGGCUGUUCAGAGCGCCCAGAAGCUAGCCCAGGAGGAUCGAAAUCGCCGCGAGGCUGCAGCGAGAGAGACCUCAAUGCGACAGGCCGAACAGCAACGACAGGCUCAAGCACAAGCACAGGCACAGGCUCAGGCACAGGCACAGGCACAGGCACAGGCUCAGGCACAGGCACAGGCUCAGGCUCAGGCUCAGGCUCAGGCACAACAAGCUCGUGCGCAAGCCGCAAACCAGACCAACCAGGCCAGUCAAAAUGGUCAGCGGCUCAACGGGAAUCAACAACACGCCCAUCCUCAGAAUCCCAUCACCAAUGGAGUCAAUAGUGCAAGUGCGGGAACGCCUCAAAUGGCCAACAACAUGCCUCCACAAGCGCAGCCUCGCUUUCAGGCUCAAAUCUCACAACCGCCAGCGUCUUCCCCAGUGGCUCGACAGGGCACCCCUCAGCACAUGUCAUCCCCAAUGGUGGGAAGCGUUCCUAUGCAACAGACCAACUCUGGCAUGGCGAACAGCCCUCCACGACCGUCUUCUGUUGUUCAGAACCCGGCCGCCAUGUCCGUUCCUAUGGCGCAUAACAUGUCUUCAAGGGGCAGUCAGCAGAGCCACCCGUCUGGUACCCCUAGAAUGCCUCAUUCAACGCCUAACAUGGCCCAAGGCACGCCUAUCAACAGGCCUGCUAUGAUAGCUACUCCCCGCAUGACGCAGGUCAGCCCUCCACCAGCUAUGAUGGCCCAGAACUCGCAGCCAGGCCAAGGCAUCAUGAUGAAUAACCAAGGCAUGAACCAGCAAAAUCCACAAUUUGCUCAGCAGCUGGCGCAGCAACGUGCCCUUCAGCAACAGCAGCAGCAGCAGCAGCAGUUGGCGGCAAUGCAAAAUAGCAUGAACAAUGGUAACGUGUCUCAGAUGACCCCACAGCAGCAACAACAAAUGAUGCAGAUUAUGCAGAGGCAACUCAUUGCCCAGCAGCAGGCUCAGCAGCAAGGCAAUAUGAUGAGCCCUCAGCAACAACAGCAGCAACAGCAGCAACUGCAGAUGGCUGCACAGUAUGCUCAGCAAAUGCAGAACAUGUCGGGCAACCAGAUGCGGCAAUUCCCACCGCAAAUGCAAGCACAGUUGCAACAAAUGAUGCGCAUGAACCAGAUGAAUGCCCAGAUGAGCAAUAGUCCGAUGCAGCGUCAAGUCAGCGAGCAGAUGAUGAAUGGAAACAACAUCAACAUGCAAGCUUUCCAAGCAAUGCAACAGGCCCAGCAGCAGCAGGCCCAACAACAGCAGGCCCAACAACAGCAGCAGCAACAGAACCAACACCAAAUGGGGCAGAUGGGACAACCAUCUAUCCAGGCCUCAAUUCAGCAGCAGGCCAGAAUAGCCUAUCAAAAGAUGCUGAACCAGGCAAUUAUCAAGCAUGGGUCUCCCGACAAAUUCCCGCCCGAUCUAAUGCAGAAGAUGAAGACUGCGAGUAUGAACCAAGCUACAAAUCUUGUCCAGCAAAGCUUCCAGCGGAGGCAGCAGGCCCAACAACAGCAAAUGCUGAUGCAUCAACAACAGCAGCAACAACAGCAUCAACAGCAACAACAAAUGCAGCAGAUGCAGCAACAGCAGAUGCAACAGCAACAGAUGCAGCAGCAGCAGCAACAGAUGCAGCAGCAGAUGCAGCAACAACAUAUGCAGCAGCAACAGCAGAUGCAAGGGAUGAAUGGCAUGAUGGGUGGCCAGGGGAUGUGA
This is a messenger RNA of Fusarium venenatum, 3138 nucleotides long. Lineage: Eukaryota; Fungi; Ascomycota; Sordariomycetes; Hypocreales; Nectriaceae. The record is from RefSeq and is a predicted model, not a curated record.